UCGGGGAGAAGAAGGAUAUGACAGAGGACUUACUUUCGUUUUCUUACUAUUUUAAUUCCUACUUUUUUUUUUCAUGUCGGACUACUGGUUUGAUUGAAUGCCGCAGGAGGACUCUGUUUGGGCAUGCGCAGUACCCUGUCAGCAUGGAGUUGAGGAAGUUUUGUGCCAGAGGCACCUGAGCGUAAAUUGUCUCUUAUUCAAACCACUACGAGAACGUUUCUACACCUGUGUUUUCAGUGGAAGUUGAAAGUGAAAACAGCGAUGAUCUCAUCUACUGAUCUGGAGCAGCUGGCUGAAAUAGAGCUGCAGAAGGAGGAAGAUGAGGAACAGGGUCGUCAUGGGUACCGUCCGGAUCGCCCUCCAGCCCCACAUAGAGUCAGCUUCAGCCAGGACACCUCUCACCCCUACUACGAUGUGGCUCGGCACGGGAUCCUACAGGUCACAGGUGAUGAUAACUAUGGCAGGAAGCUAGUGAUCUUCAGUAGCUGCCUGAUGCCCCCCUCCCAUCAGCUCAACCACCACCACCUACUGCAGUGAGUCAGGACAACCAUCAUACGAUAUGUGUUGUUUAUGUACACUUGACCCUAAGUAGCUCUAUGUAGUCCAUAUCUACCUCUGUAGAACGUCCUCUAUGGUCUGUUCUGCUCUAUGUAGUCCAUAUCUACCUCUAUGGUCUGUUCUGCUCUAUGUAGUCCAUAUCUACCUCUAUGGUCUGUUCUGCUCUAUGUAGUCCAUAUCUACCUCUAUGGUCUGUUCUGCUCUAUGUAGUCCAUAUCUACCUCUAUGGUCUGUUCUGCUCUAUGUAGUCCAUAUCUACCUCUAUGGUCUGUUCUGCUCUAUGUAGUCCAUAUCUACCUCUAUGGUCUGUUCUGCUCUAUGUAGUCCAUAUCUACCUCUAUGGUCUGUUCUGCUCUAUGUAGUCCAUAUCUACCUCUAUGGUCUGUUCUGCUCUAUGUAGUCCAUAUCUACCUCUGUAGAACGUCCUCUAUGGUCUGUUCUGCUCUAUGUAGUCCAUAUCUACCUCUAUGGUCUGUUCUGCUCUAUGUAGUCCAUAUCUACCUCUAUGGUCUGUUCUGCUCUAUGUAGUCCAUAUCUACCUCUGUAG
This is a messenger RNA of Oncorhynchus tshawytscha (Chinook salmon), 1105 nucleotides long. Its product is annotated as rho GTPase-activating protein 8-like. The record is from RefSeq and is a predicted model, not a curated record. Bases 262 to 537 code for a protein of 91 amino acids. Lineage: Eukaryota; Metazoa; Chordata; Actinopteri; Salmoniformes; Salmonidae. The transcript is spliced from 4 exons.